Molecule: messenger RNA, 1932 nt
Organism: Lepus europaeus (European hare)
Lineage: Eukaryota; Metazoa; Chordata; Mammalia; Lagomorpha; Leporidae
Biological process (GO): glycine biosynthetic process; L-threonine catabolic process
Cellular component (GO): cytosol
Molecular function (GO): L-allo-threonine aldolase activity
Source: RefSeq, a predicted model, not a curated record
CCGGCCGCGGACUCCGCUGCUGCGGGCUGCCCUAGUCCGGCCAGAGCGGGGUCAGCAGCUCCCGCCAGAGUGGGGCGCCGGCCGCUGCCUCAGCCAUGCUCCGCGGACUGGCCAGGGCUGCGGCCCCGGCGCUCAGGGCCCCUCGGGCGCGGGGGUCUGGGAGCUGGGCUGGGGUCCCGGCGCACGUGGUGGACCUGCGCAGCGACACGGUGACCAGGCCCGGGCCGGCCAUGAGGCGCGCCAUGGCCGAGGCGGUCGUGGGGGACGACGACUACGGCGAGGACCCCACUGUCCGCGAGCUUCAGGAAGAGGCCGCGGAGCUGCUGGGGGUGGAGAGGACCCUGUUCGUGCCCACCUGCACCAUGGCCAACCUCAUCUCUGUGAUGGGUCACUGCCGGCGCCGGGGCUCCCAGCUCCUCCUCGGGCAGGAGAGCCACCUCCACGUGUACGAGCAGGGCGCUGUGGCUCAGAUCGCUGGAGUGCACUCCGAGCCCCUCCCAGACCUGCCCCACGGCACCCUGGACCUGGGUGCGCUGGAGAGGGGGCUCACCCGGGGACUGGGGAGCCGCUACCACCCAGUGUGUGAGCUCGUCUGCUUGGAGAACACGCACAGCAGCUCCGGGGGCCGGGUCCUCCCCCUCGACUACCUGCGCCAGGUGAACCUCCUGGCCCGGACGUACGGAGCCCGGGUGCACCUGGACGGAGCCCGGCUCAUGAACGCAGCUGUGGCUCUGCGCGUGCCCCCGGCCCACAUAGUGCAGCACUGUGACUCCGUGUCACUCUGUUUCUCCAAGGGCCUGGGUGCACCGGCGGGGGCCUUGGUUGGGGGACCCGCGGACUUCAUCGAAGAAGCGUGGCGCCUCCGGAAAGCCCUGGGCGGGGGCAUGCGCCAAGCAGGGGUGCUGGCCGCGGCCGCCCUGGUGGGCCUGGCUGAUGCCCGGGAGGUGCUGCCGAGGGACCAUGAGAAUGCCCGGCGGUUCGCCAAAGGACUCCAGGAGCUGGCGUCGCCCCUCUGCUCCGUGGACCCCAGCACCGUGGAGACCAACGUGGUGAUGGUGACCCUGGACGGGCUGCCGCCGGCGGAGCUGUGCCAGCGCCUGCAGGCAGUGAGCACCGAGGAGGUGGCCCAGACCGGCCGCGCGGUGCGUGUGCUGCUGUUUCCCUGGACGGCGCGGGCUGUGCGCGCCGUGUGGCACCGCGACGUCUCCACUCAGGACACGGAACUGGCACUGAGGAAGUGGGAGUUCGUGCUGGGGCAGCUGGGGCGCUGAGGCCGGGGCAGUCGGGGAGCCCCAUCCUGGCUGGGGUCAGGGCAUGGUGUGGAGAUGUCCCCACGCCUCUCAGCCUCCACACUCACAGGUGACGUCCCGCCCAGUCACAGCCAGCCAGGCCCAGGACGGACAAUACGUGGCCGAGGGGGCCGGCGCCGUGGCACGGUGGGUUAAGCCCGUCUGCGAGGCCUGCUCCGUGGGAGACCCAGAGGGGUUCCUGGUUUGUGCCAUGGCUGUUGCAGGCAUCUGUGGAGUGAACCAGCAGGCGGAAGGUCUUCCAUUCUCUGUCACUCCACGUUUCAAAUAAAUAUGAAAGACGUGACUGAACACUGAGACAAAACGGACCCUCGGGUGUGAGGACAAUGCGGCUGUCAGAGUUGACAAUGAAAUGCGAAGGAGCCACAAGGUGAGGUAAAGUUGCCGGAGAAGCAGGAACUGUGACCACAUGGAAAUUCUAGAACUGAACAAUAAACCAGGAAACUUGGUGGACAGGUUGACUAGAGAGGCAGACACGGCCGGAGAGAGAAUUAAUGAAGGGGAAGAUAAAUCAGGAGGAAAUUCAUCUAAAAAGCAGACCCCGAGGGUGGUCCUUUGGAAACAGUAAUAAAAUGGGCACCCCCUGCUGAGAUCCACCUGGCGGGAGAGGAGCCUGGGAGACUCA